Molecule: messenger RNA, 1161 nt
Organism: Didymella exigua CBS 183.55
Lineage: Eukaryota; Fungi; Ascomycota; Dothideomycetes; Pleosporales; Didymellaceae
Exons: 1
Coding region: 255-854 (199 amino acids)
Source: RefSeq, a predicted model, not a curated record
CAAGCUUCCACACCGAUUGCAGGAGAGUCUACAAACCCACCCAAGACCGUACGACGCACGAACGGCCCUCAGCCACUAAGACUGCCACCGGGCAAGCUAUUCUUUGGUUACGAGAUCAAGCCAGUUAAGGACAAGAAAGGGGCUGAUGAAGGCGAGCAGAAGGAGUCGAAGCACUUCGAAGGCGCCGGCAACACUUUGCGAAAGAAGAAGGGCGACAAAUAGGCAGCUGGUCAUAUUGGACGGAAAACAUCACGAUGCAUUGCAAGGCGCUAAUGGGAGCCAGCCACAAAAGAUGGCAUAUGGCGUUCUGGGAUACCUACGAGCUAUUCCAAAUUCACACAAUUCUCAACUGCACAUUCUUAACCAUUCUGAUUCUCGAGCUGACAGUAAAUGCAGUGGUAACCAAGUCCACCCAAGCCCGCAUGGCGUUGCGAUCGCGCCAAAUGCCAUGCCGAAAUAUCGACAAUGAAAGUCAGCGUCGAGGCUACCUAAACCAAGUCCCAUGCUCAAACCUCCUCCAUCUCCUAGUUCUUGGCACCGUCGCCCAUCUCUACGUCGUAUUCAGCGGCGCUGUCCUUCUUCUCGGGCGAUGCGGACCUGGUCUCCUUCUUCUUGCGAGGGGUACGAGGCCUCUUGGUGGGAGUCUCAGGCUCGCCAACCUCCUCGCCGUCAGCAGUGCGCUUAGCGGGCUUAGCCUUCCCCUUCCCUGCAGGAGUGGCGGCGCCGUUCGGAAGUUCCCAACCCAGCUCCUUGUACACCUUCUGCUUAGCGCGAAGGACGCCGAUGCGGUUGCGGAUGGCGCCGCCAGUGGCUCCUGGGUGUGGUCAGUGAUCCGUAUCCAGCCAUCGGACUGAGAGAAGACUUAUCUGGAAAGGCCUUGGCGACCUCCUCGAACUCGGAUGUUUGGAUGUGACGGCCCGGAAUGAUCAGGAGGAGCCUGUUCUCGUUGGCACCUUACCAGGUGAACUUCUACAAUAGAGUCAGCCAUCAGCGUAAGCAUGGAAGUUACAAUAGUACUUACGCCCGGCGUUAGCUGCCGCCUUUUUAGGCAUGCUGAUCGUUGUGUAUGUUGGUGCUGGGUAAAGUGGAAGUGGUGAGCCGUUGUGCGUUGCGCGAGCUUGGGGAGUAGACAGUGUGGAAGAUGAAGUUCGAAGGCGGGCA